CCAAACUUGCGGCGCUGUUGCCCCGCCAAACUCACCACAACCAAAACUUCUGCUUGUGUACUUUGCAAAUAAAACAAGAUCUAUUUGCGCAACAAGCUCGCAACCAACCACUCUGCUUACCCCUGACCGUUCAAUCGAAAAGCAUAGCUGCACCACCAAAUAUGGAAAGCCCGACCGUCCUCACAACAAUACACACGCCGCCCAAGGUGGACGACUUCACCCCACUCGCGGAGCACCAGGAGCGCACCCCGGCCACCUUCUUUGGCGGCAAGCCCGUCCUGCACUACCACGCCGCAUCCGCAACAGUCCUAGUCCCUGCGUCGCAGAAACGUAGCCUGCCGAUAUUCAGGACUGCAGAUGCGGCGGCGGGAAGCGACGACGACACUGAGGUGACCGUUGAGCAAACCGUUGACGUCUUUGUCAAUUCCUCGACACUCACACUCUUCAGCCAAGACGCCACAGUCGGGGUACAGAUCCCCUAUCCCCAAAUCGGCAUCCAUGCCGUCAAGACCCUCACACCACCACCGGCUGCGCCGUCGCCGACAGCAGGAGCAACAUCAGCCGUCUACAUGCAGCUGGACCUGCAGGCCAGCGGCGGCGCCGACGACGACGACUUCAACACGGUCGAGCUGACCAUCAUCCCCGCGGCGCCGACCACUGAGUCAACCCCGGCUCUGUUCGCCGCCAUAUCCGCCUGCGCCGAGCUGCACCCUGACCCCGCCGACGCCGAUGAUGACGACGAGGACGAAGAUAGGAUAGUAUUUGAGUCGGCCGCCGGCUUCGAGCCGGGAUCGGGUAUCUUCAGGGGCGUUAGCGACGGCGGCCUGCCGCCCGCCAUGCCCGGAAGCUCGGGUUGGAUCACAGCCGACAAUGUCAACGAGUUUUUCGACGAGGACGGGAACUGGAUCGGCGGCGAGGAGUAUGAUGCCGAAGAGGGUAUUAGCGGCGAGCUGGGCGAGGGCGCCGGCCGCGUAAGGGGCAGGGAUGAAGUUUCAGGGGCUGAGCAGCCGGCGGCGGCGAACGGUCAAGAAGGCCGGAAUGGACAGCAGAAUGGGGCAGAGGGUGAGGAUUCGGAAAGCAAAAGGCAGCGGACGGACUGAUGCGCUUGCUGUGUAAGCGAGGCUAGGACUGUGUAAAAGCAGCAAAGGUUGCUCAAAAGGGUGUAAGUUUUUGAUAACGAUAACGAAUGAAACUGACCACCAUAGAUACCCAAUCAGUAUAGUAAUUCGUUUUUAGUGUCGUCCAGAGCAUACAGAGAAAAACCUUGGUGUCCUGAUCAUCACUCAUGUUUUGCUCAUGACGCUCCAGGUCAUACCUUUUCUUGAUAAACCCGGGCGGGGAUCAGUGACGAACAACUCAUUGCCAGAGCAGAAGGAAUAUGGAAAACGUGGAAAGCAUCAUCAUUAGGAGUAGGAGCGCAUGCACAUCUCGGGAAAUUCUGGACUGUAAUUGGGACAAACGUGAUAAGCUGAAAACAACGCGACUGACAGCAAGAAUAUUAAAGACUUAGCGGAGAAAAAUGUCGUCGCCGAAACAGAAAAAUAAAACCAAUCCUCCCUGGAAAACCAUAAUAUUGAAGGCCACAAGGUUCGUUGAACCCCCUCUUCUUUUUUUUU
This is a messenger RNA of Pyricularia oryzae 70-15, 1616 nucleotides long. RefSeq lists its product as uncharacterized. Gene Ontology annotation, cellular component: spliceosomal complex; cytosol. The transcript is spliced from 2 exons. Bases 162 to 1100 code for a protein of 312 amino acids. Gene Ontology annotation, biological process: mRNA cis splicing, via spliceosome. NCBI's taxonomy places the organism in Eukaryota, Fungi, Ascomycota, Sordariomycetes, Magnaporthales, Pyriculariaceae. The record is from RefSeq and is a predicted model, not a curated record.